GGCUGCCAUACUGGCACAGUCCACACCACACACAACCUACACACAGACAGCUCACUGUCAGGCUGCAAAAUGGCCAACGCCACGCUUCAGUCGUUCAACGUCUUUCUGACGGAGAGAUUGACCGCAGCUGCGGUAGACAUCUAUGGAUUCGUUGAGAAGACGAUAAUAGACUACCAGGAGGAGGUGUACCAAACCAAACUGGAGAACCAGAGGCUGCAGCGGCUGCUGGAUCUGGUCUACAAACCAGAGAUAAGACUGCACAGGGCAGAUGCCAAACAGCCAACUGCAUCAACAUCUGCGGAGGAGAUUCCCCCUAAACAGCAUGAGUGGAGCCCGGCUGUGUGCGAGGACGAGCCAGGACCCUCGCAGCUUAAAGAGGAGCAGGAGGAUCAGAAAGACGAACUGUGGAUCAACGGGAUCGGGGAGCAACCUUCAGCAGAGGACAGCGACGACGGGGACGCCUUGACGAAAGAGCUCAUUAAAACAGUGCAGCAGUUAGAAGACUGUAGAGCAGCAGAGGAGAGCCGAGAGCCAACGCAGACCCCUGCAGAGGACCCAAAGCACUCUGAAGAGAAGACGAGCACCACCUUGUACCGCUGCCACAUAUGCAACUACAUAUUCACCAAAAAAACUGUGCUUACAUGGCACCUCAAGACGCACGAAAGCAAGUCACACGACAGCAAGGGAAACUUUGACUGUCACAUAUGUGGCAAACACAUACCCUGUCAGAGCAAUCUGCAGAACCACAUGAGAGUGCACACAGGAGAGAGACCCUACAGCUGCCAUUUCUGCGGCAAGUGUUUUAAACUGAAAGGACACAUGACAGAACACAUAAGAACUCACACAGGAGAGAAGCCUUUCAGUUGUCACAUCUGUGACAAAUCUUUCAACAGAGGCUCAACUCUGAGGAAACACGUUUUAGCCAAACAUAAAGAGGAGCGACCGUACAAGUGUGGGGACUGUGACGAGUUAUUUACCGAAAGGCUGCUGAUGAAGAGGCACAUGAGAAAAGUUCACGGAGUCAAACUGUCCACGAGUCAAAGUCCUGCCUAGAACUUUGGAACAGACGCCAUUAUUGAUGCAUGUUCAAUAUAGUCUUAAAUCUGAGUAGAGAACAACACUAGGUAUCUUUUGAAAUGUUUCAGUAUUAGUGCCAGUGAGUUUUGGUACCAGAACAAUACUUUUUUUUUCAAAAUAUUGCUUUAAAGAUUUUGAUUACACUAUACUAAAAAAAUCAUUUUUUGGCCCAGAUGAAGCCAAACUUCUCAAGUGUUGAAUGUUGUCUUACACAAACAGCCAUACAAGAACUUUGCCGAAAUGAAAUUCAAUCUAGAAUUGCCAAAAAAAGUAUUCAAAGGCGAUAGUUUGACUGAGACAAGGGGGAAACAGUGGGCAUGUUUCUUUUCAAAGUUAAAAAAUACAUCUUGUUCAGGAAUAAACUAUAGUUUGUUGAUAUAUAAUGGAGCAUAUAGAUAUUACGAUACAUAAAAGGUCACCUGUGUAGGAUUUAGUGGCAUCAAGUGGCGAGGUUGCAGAUUGCAACCAAAUGAAACUUCUCCUGUGUCCCAAGUCUUUAGAACUAUGGUGGAAAACGUGAAUGACUCUAUUUAAGGGCCAGUCUUUCAUUUGUCCGUUUUUGACUACUGUAGAGCAACAUGGCGGACUCUAUGGAAGAGGACCCGCUCUGUAUAAACAGCUCAUUCUAAGUUAACAAAAUACAACAUUUCUUUAGGUGAUUAUAAACUAAUAAAAACAUAGGUAUGGAUAUUGUAUUUUAAUUUCUGCCAAUAUAUCCACCUUAAUCCUACAAAGUGAACCUUUAAACAGCUGGCUAUGGAAUUGCUGAUUGGUGUGUUAUUGAACUUUGGACACAGCCAGGCUAGAUGUUUGUCCUUGCUUCCAUUCUUUAUGCUAAGCUAGGCUAACUGUGCCCUGGCUCUAGCUCCAUGCGCAACACACAGAAAUGAUAUUGUGAUAUAAAGUCAAACUAUUCCUUUGAAUCAGGAGUUAUCUGAUAGAAGAACAAGUAAAUACGGUUCUGAAUCUAAUUGAUUCCAACCUUUGGUAUGUAGGAGCUUACGAUACAGACAGUUUGGUCGUUACCAGGAAUGUGUUGAGGUUCAUUGAGCCCUUGUAGAGACUUAGAAACAUAAAAACAGACAAUGGAGAGCUAUCUGUUCUCUACAAAGGCAGGGGUCAUGUGAUUCCCUAUGCUACAGAAUACUGGAGGAUUUUUAGGACUGCCUUUCUUAAAAAAACUGGACCACUUAUGUGCUGGACAUUUCAGUUCUGUAACAUUUCCUCUGUGUUUAUAACCUCUGAUGAACAUUAAAAUGAACCACCAGAAUUUCAUUCUGCAGCCUGAAAAACACUACUAAAGAAAGUUACAGAUGUUCAUUUAGGUACUAGCAACCCUUUAAAUUCAAUCUGCUUUCCUAAGUCUAAUUAUUGUGCACCAUUAUGAUAAUAACAUGUACACCUGUGUUACAUCGUCUGUCAACUAGUGAUACCUUUGUUGUACUGUACAGUUGUUUUAUAUAUUUAUAUAUAUUGUACAUAGGUGGAUUUUGUUUUCUUUUGCCAAAAUUCAGUCAUACCUGCUGAAUCUGUUGUAAACCAGUGAUGUGAACAUAAAGAAAUGAAGCUAAAAAGAAAUACAUUCAGGUGUGAAAAUGUAUAGCAAAAAUACAUCAUUGUCAUCUUUUGUUUUGUUAUAUAUUUGAGUUAUAUAGCAGUUCAGGAGUAACCACAGUUUUUGGAAAGGAUUUAGACUUGGAUACAAAACUACUGUGGAAUUUAUGGUCAGGUGUCUCUUCAGCUACUACAAGACUUUCUCAAAGCAACAAGGGGGACAAAAGAUGGAGAAUGAACAAGAGCUGCUGGUAACAUUACUAUA
Epinephelus moara (kelp grouper) is the source of this 2896-nucleotide messenger RNA. Its product is annotated as zinc finger and BTB domain-containing protein 49-like. Gene Ontology annotation, molecular function: RNA polymerase II cis-regulatory region sequence-specific DNA binding; DNA-binding transcription factor activity, RNA polymerase II-specific. The record is from RefSeq and is a predicted model, not a curated record. Bases 70 to 1053 code for a protein of 327 amino acids. Gene Ontology annotation, biological process: regulation of transcription by RNA polymerase II. The transcript is spliced from 2 exons. Gene Ontology annotation, cellular component: nucleus. Lineage: Eukaryota; Metazoa; Chordata; Actinopteri; Perciformes; Serranidae.